Molecule: messenger RNA, 984 nt
Organism: Eutrema salsugineum
Lineage: Eukaryota; Viridiplantae; Streptophyta; Magnoliopsida; Brassicales; Brassicaceae
Product: zinc finger protein GIS
Exons: 1
Coding region: 1-774 (257 amino acids)
Biological process (GO): trichome morphogenesis; trichome differentiation; response to gibberellin
Molecular function (GO): DNA-binding transcription factor activity
Source: RefSeq, a predicted model, not a curated record
AUGGACGAAGCAAGUGGAGAAGCAGAAACUCAAGAUUUCAUGAACGUUGAAUCCUUCUCUCAGCUUCCAUUCUUCCGUCGUCCUCCCUCCAAAGAUAAGAACCCUAAGCCCAUUCGUCUCUUCGGAAAAGAUUUCACCGGCGGAAAUUACUCUGCCACCACCGGUCAAGAAGACUACUCCGAUUCCUCCGAGACCAAAAACAAAGAAGAAGAAGAAGAAUACGAAGAAGACGAAACCGGAGAUAACGGUAAGGACAAAAGCAUCAAUAACAACAAUAGGAGAUUCGAGUGUCACUAUUGCUUUAGAAACUUCCCUACUUCACAAGCCCUAGGUGGACACCAAAACGCUCACAAACGUGAACGCCAACUCGCCAAACGCGGUGCUUCCUCUUACUUUCAUCAUCCUGGCGCUAACCUUUAUGGCUACCGUCAUUACCCUUCGUGGAACAGUGGUUCUUUACCGGCCGCUAGGUUAUAUGGAGGACACACUUCAGGUCCAUCCUCCUCGUAUUACACACGACAGGUCAAUGGGAGUACAUUAGGACAUUGGUGUGAACCGCCUUCGUCUUCCAGCGUUCAAGGCGUUUAUAACUCAAACGCAGCGUUCACUAGUCAUGACUCUUCUAAUAACUCGACUUUACCGUUCAUGGCCGGUUCUCAGCCGCAUCCACCGGUACAGGUGGGUGGAACCGCAGUUCAAAACCGCAUGUCGUCAUACCGGUACGGUUUGGGUCCCAAUGUGCAAGAUCACGUGAGUCUCGAUCUUCAUCUUUGACGUUACAGAACAAAAAAAAUCUAUGGUAUCCAUUUUUACACUUCUUUUCUGUAAGAUUUGAGUUUGUUAUAUGUAACUUAAUUAGGGAAAGAACAAAUGACACGGUGUUUAGGUUUCUGAAUGAGAAACGGCAGGAUAUGUAGAUUUCACGUUCCGUAAUUUAUUUCGUUAAGAGUUUGAUGUUUUGAUAUUCAUCGAUAUAUGAUUUUU